ACAAAAACCUAAAAUUGAUUGGUUUUGAUUUGAGCCUUCAGCCUUGGAAAUAUUAGUUUCAUGUUGAGAGUUCAUUCUCAAGUCUGAAAUGGCCAAUUCCUACCUUUUCACAUUAAUCAUCACUCUUCUCCUCUUCUCCCUCUCCGCACCGCCGUCGGCAUCAUCAUCACCCCACAAUAACGAACAACCAGAGCAAGAAGGAGACACCCCAAUAACCCGUUUCCAACAGUAUCUGAGAUUCAACACAGCCCAUCCCAAUCCAAACUACACAGCCCCAGUCUCAUUCCUCACUUCAAUAGCUCAAUCACUCGCUCUCAAAACCCAAACUCUAUACUUCACUCCCAACAAACCAGUCCUUCUAUUAACAUGGCCCGGCUCAAACCCAUCUCUCCCUUCAAUUAUAUUCAAUUCCCAUCUCGAUUCUGUCCCCGCCGAACCCUCCAAAUGGACCCACCCGCCUUUCUCCGCUGUCCGUACAGAAGACGGUCAAAUCUUUGCCCGUGGAGCUCAGGAUGAUAAGUGCAUUGCUAUACAGUACUUAGAAGCUAUCCGUAACUUGAAACAUCGCAACUUUAAACCCAUCAGGACCGUUCAUAUUUCUUAUGUUCCUGAUGAGGAGAUCGGUGCGGCUGAUGGGUAUGCUAAGUUUGUUAAUUCUAAGGAGUUUAAAGAACUGAACGUUGGGUUUGCUAUGGAUGAAGGGCAGGCUUCUGUUAACGAUGAGUUCAGAUUGUUUUAUGCUGAUCGAACUCCGUGGGAUUUGGUAAUUAAGGCUAAAGGACAACCCGGGCACGGGUCCAAUAUGUAUGAUAAUUCUGCAAUGGAGAAUUUAAUGAAGAGUGUUGAGGUUAUUACUAAGUUCAGAGAGAGUCAGUUUGAUAUUGUUAAGGCUGGGUUUGCUGCCAGUUCUGAGGUUGUUUCUGUUAAUCCUGUUUAUUUAAAAGCUGGAAUUCCUUCUCCCACUGGAUUUGUGAUGAAUAUGCAACCUUCAGAGGCAGAAGCUGGUUUCAACAUUAGAUUGACUCCUACAACUGAUCCUGAUCUUUUUAGGAAAAAGAUUGCUCAAGAGUGGGCACCUGCUGCACGCAACAUGACAUAUGAGAUAACUGAGAAAGGCCCCAUGAAAGAUAACAUGGGACGGCCAUUAGUGACCGCAGUGGAUAAUUCCAAUCCAUGGUGGCUAGUAUUCAAGCAAGCUAUUGCAGCAGCUGGAGGAAAACUUGCAAGUCCCGAAAUCUUGGCUUCAACAACUGAUGCGCGGUUCUUAAGACAGUUGGGAAUUCCUGUCUUUGGUUUCUCUCCAAUGGCAAAUACUCCUAUAUUAUUGCAUGACCAUAAUGAGUUCUUGAAGGACACGGUCUUCUUGAAAGGAAUUGAGGUGUAUGAGCAUAUCAUUAGCUCUUUAAGCUCUUUUGAUGAGGUUGAUGCGAUAUAGAUGUUUUUGGUUGGUGACCAAUGAGGAGAAUACGAAAUGAUCGGAAUUUGACGUGGUGGAACUCUUCCACCGGUAUGAAACAUCAUGUUGCUUCUAUUCAUUUGUACAUAUUGUAUCCAUAUUUGGUUUUGAUUGCUCAAAGCAACUCAUGCCAUAUCAUCAUUGUGCGGACAAAUGAUCAAUUCACCCUCUCAACUUGAAUCCAAAUUUCAAGAAAAAAAUAUCACUUCUAGUGUUUUCUGACAAUCAAACUCACAACUUGCCCAAUUUGGAUCAUUUCACCCUAUUAAGUGGUCAGUUUGAGAGAUACGCGCGAUUGAACCAAGUUGUGGGUUAAUUGUCAAGAAACGCUGAAAAUGACUUUUUUAUAGAUUUUGAUCCAAGUUGACGGGUGAAUCGAUCCCUUUGUUCGUCAUUGUUCACUCUGCUGCUGUAGGAUGAUCGAGAAUAAUGUUCCAUUUUGAAGCAACUUUACUGCACUUUCUUUGCCAAUGCUGUCUAUGGACGAGAUUGUGUAAAAGUAAAUUUUCCUGGUUGUAUCGGUUGUCAAAAUGAGUUAUACCGGCAAUAAUCUGUAUGUGUUUGCUCUAACUUAGACAUAUUUUAUUGGAUUGUUUUGUAAUUGUAAAUUGUAAUUGUUGAUUACCGGUUUCAUAUUUGGACUUUGUGUUGAAAAAUUGUCCUCAAAGUUGCAAUUCUAUGUGGCUGUGGAUGCGAA
Molecule: messenger RNA, 2153 nt
Organism: Mercurialis annua (annual mercury)
Lineage: Eukaryota; Viridiplantae; Streptophyta; Magnoliopsida; Malpighiales; Euphorbiaceae
Exons: 4
Coding region: 89-1435 (448 amino acids)
Biological process (GO): amino acid metabolic process
Cellular component (GO): cytoplasm
Molecular function (GO): aminoacylase activity
Source: RefSeq, a predicted model, not a curated record